AUGCUAGUAAAAGGUCUUGUACUAGUUUCAAUCGGUUUAUUUGUGGGCAUUGGUGCACUAGUUUUGCAUCUAUUGGCAUUAUGUUCUCCACAUUGGAAAAUAACAAAACGAGAUCUUGAUCCAGUCAUGGAUCCGGUUAGCUACGGACUUUGGGAACGAUGUGAAUACGUUAAUAUGACUAUAAUAAAGCAAGGUGUGGCAUUAGGUGUUCGUCCACAUGUGAAAAUAUGUCGACCCAAUCAUUAUAUGAGAUAUUCAUCAGAGAAAUUUCUUACAUGUUAUAAUAUUCGCCGAAAUUGUCCAGUUCUUCAAAAGAGUCAAAUCCCAGAGGGAUGCUCAUGUCGUUACUUAUCAUCGGAUAGAGCAUUACAAUGGUUGGCGGUUUUGGCUGCUGUCUUCAUCGUUCUUGGGCUGAUUUUACUUUACUUGAAAACCAUUGCACAACCAUUAAAUGAAAAUGCAGUUGUAUUGCUUAGCUAUGCACCAGUCGCUUGCUUUUUCUUGGCACUAUUGUUAAUGGCAACAACUUUAAUCUUAAUUGGAGCAUUUCUUCGACGCGAUACUUACGAAGACUAUUCGUUUCCAUUAAAAACGGUUUCAAAUACUUCAGCUGUAUCUAUGAAUUUUGAUUUACACAGUCUUCAGAACUAUGCAAAAUUCUAUCAUACAACAUUUACUCGCGAUAACUUUAAGAUUGCUGAAAAAGAAUUACGUGACGACGCUCAUACACACUAUCACACUGUCAUAGGUCGAGCAACUAUCUUCGAAAUAUUUGCAACUGUGUUGGUUGUCAUUGUUACCGUCGUCACAUACAUGCUGGCUUCAGCGGAGAGCGCUUAA
Messenger RNA from Adineta ricciae, 840 nucleotides. The record is from the annotation of a GenBank genome assembly. Lineage: Eukaryota; Metazoa; Rotifera; Eurotatoria; Adinetida; Adinetidae.